Messenger RNA from Hylaeus anthracinus, 3594 nucleotides. RefSeq names its product syntaxin-1A. The coding region runs from base 469 to 1407 and encodes 312 amino acids. Gene Ontology annotation, biological process: intracellular protein transport; exocytosis; synaptic vesicle fusion to presynaptic active zone membrane. Gene Ontology annotation, molecular function: SNAP receptor activity; SNARE binding. The transcript is spliced from 8 exons. The record is from RefSeq and is a predicted model, not a curated record. Gene Ontology annotation, cellular component: plasma membrane; SNARE complex; presynaptic active zone membrane. NCBI's taxonomy places the organism in Eukaryota, Metazoa, Arthropoda, Insecta, Hymenoptera, Colletidae.
AUAUAUACGUGGGAUAUAAAAUAUUCGAAUAUCCGAGUAUAAAGUAAUCGAAUAGUUAAAUGUUUGUAUCAUAUUUUAAUCAUUGAAACGUUCGAAUAUCAAGUACAGAAAAAUUCGACUAGUUUCAGACCUAAAACUGUUAUAGAAUGAAAAUAUUUUGAAGAUGUCGGAAAAAGCCUUUUGUUUUUUGCUGGUUAUUUCUAGGAAGGGGCACGAAGAGAUCUCGGGCCAGUCCUGAGCAGAGUUGACGUCACUGGCGCAUGCGCGCGGCAACGGACGGCACUGCAGAAGCAGGCGAGUUCGCGAGUGUAUCGAUUUUACGAUCGUGUCUCUCGCCGCUAGUGCGUCCGUUUCCUUUAGUUUUUAGUGGCCGUGCUCGUCGUACAUGGAUAAAAUCGUGAAUGGGAUUAGUCGCUAGUUUUUCCACUUCGUACACCCGCUGACUCGCAAUUCUUCGUCACCCUCGCCAUGACCAAGGAUAGAUUAGCAGCCCUCACCGCGACCCAGUCGGACGAGGAUGACGUGGCGGACGACGUGUCCGUCAACGUCGGCGGGCAAGAUGACUUCAUGACAGAGUUUUUCGCGGAGGUGGAGGAGAUCCGCGAAAUGAUAGACAGGAUCCAGACGAACGUAGAAGAUGUCAAGAAAAAGCACAGUGCCAUCUUAUCGGCGCCACAGACCGACGAGAAGGUCAAAAUGGAAUUGGAGGACCUGAUGUCCGACAUCAAGAAAACGGCCAACAAAGUCAGGGCUAAAUUAAAGGUGAUAGAGCAAAAUAUCGAGCAAGAAGAGCACACGAACAAAUCGUCGGCGGAUCUGAGGAUACGCAAGACACAGCACUCGACGCUGUCCAGGAAGUUCGUCGAGGUGAUGACAGAGUACAAUCGAACGCAGACCGAUUACAGAGAGCGGUGUAAGGGAAGGAUACAACGACAGCUGGAAAUCACGGGGAGAACGACCACUAACGAGGAACUAGAGGAAAUGUUGGAACAGGGAAAUCCGGCUGUGUUCACGCAAGGGAUUAUCAUGGAAACGCAACAAGCGAAACAGACCCUCGCUGACAUCGAGGCUCGCCACGCCGAUAUUAUCAAACUAGAGAACUCGAUUAGGGAACUUCACGACAUGUUCAUGGACAUGGCCAUGUUGGUAGAAAGUCAGGGCGAGAUGAUAGAUCGCAUAGAGUACCAUGUGGAGCACGCGGUGGACUACGUGCAAACGGCAACGCAGGACACCAAAAAAGCACUCAAGUAUCAAAGCAAAGCCCGACGGGUGAGUCCAUCCCAGAUCAUCGCGCGAACCCACCGACCUUUCGCCUCUAAUUGGUCACUUUUUGUUUCUCCUCUCGAUCCUUGCUCCUCUCGAUCACGACCUCUCUCAACUCUGCCCCUCGUUCUCGUAUCCGGCUGACUCGUUCAGCUCUCCUCCGUCUGGUACCAUUUUUUCACACCCGCCGUUCCCUGACCUCUCACGCUUUUUGGUUUACUACUAAUUCGCUCUCCUCUAUCUAUGUGCGUGUCACAACUUUCUACCGCGGCGCGACAUCUAACAACGACUACGCUUUCUUUCGUACUCGAUCAAAUUAUUUAUCGCUCGUACGAUCGAAUCGCUGCUCGCAUAUACGUGUUUGUAUGUAUGCAUACGCGUACAGCCGAGGGAAUGGCAGCCAUUUUAGUGUAAAUCGGUUGGUUAUACUGAGAAUCUUUCUCUUUCGGUGAACUGGCGUGUCCGUACCACAAAGGCAAGCUACGUUUGCCAGACAAAUAAAAUUUCGGAUAAAUAUGUAAGAAAUAAUAUCGAGUACAAUAUCCUGAGUCGCGAAGCAUCUGAAUCUCCUUUCAUCUCAUUUUUGAGAUACGUGAAAUGAUGUUUAUCGUGUAGAGCGACCUUGCGUUGCAAACUAUCGUGCAUAUUUACAAUGAAAGUAGCAAAACGAGCCUCGAGCUGUUAAAAGUGUCGAAUUACGUACGACGUACAAUUAGCGUAGUUUGCCACUGAGGUGCAGCCAGCAUCUGCACUCUGAAGUCGACGUUUUAAGAAACUUGACUUACACGAGUAUGGCUUUGACCUCUCUACAUGCAUAUACGUGUAUCAACAUACACACAUAUGCGUGUAUUUAUGUAUGUAUGAUGUAUGUAUUAUAUUCGCGUCCACACUGACAUAUGUACACACCCUCACACAUAAACACACAUCUAUCGACUUGUUUAUACUCAUUUACUUGAUCCGUACUAUGUCGUUUGUAUACAUGCAUCAUUGUAUACAUAUAUAUAUAUAUAUAUAUAUGUAUAUAUAUAUGUAUAUAUAUAUAUAUAUAUGUAUGUGUCUCUCUACUUGUGUCGCUAUGUCCUGUUGAACAUCAGUGUGCUAAUUGUGCCUCUGUCCAUGAACUGUGUGUCUAUUCGUACUACUAAAACUCUGCGUUACUAAUCUAUGCUCUCUAACUGACUAAUUUGCGACUACGAUCUGGUUGUAUCGUCGAUAACGGCGGACGAUACAGAUCUGUCUGGAAUUUAGCCUGGUGUUUCUGCUUGAGGUUGAUGAGACGCGUUGCGUGCGCAAUAAGGUGUGGCGCGGUGUGGCUUGAUAUACAUGAUAUGUUUAUACCUCUCUCUACCGUCUACGUGUGUACCUAUAUGUAUAUAUGUAUGUGAACGUAUAUACAUACACGCACAACGAAUACAUGUCUACACGUAAUUUUGGGUGCAUCCUCGGAGGCGACCAAGGGUUACCGAUGCGUAGUGAUGGGAAUGAUAUCGAUACGACACUAUCGAUGAACCGCACACUCCUAUCAGCUAAUAUCGAACAGUAUGGAUACAUGUUUGACGGUUCAACGAAAGUCUUUGACUCGUAUUGCAUCAUUGAAUCGUUUCAUCGUUGAAGUGUACAAUUGUACACUUAGGUUACGAACGUUUAGGUUCGUGGAAACUUUUGGGAGACGCUGACGUCACCAGCGAAGAAACGAAUCACCCAAACGUCGCUUGUACGUAAAUUAGACACGUAAAAGACUAUAUUCCAUUGUUACACAAUGCGGGUCGUAGGAAUAAUGUGCGCGUUUUUGUCGGGACCAUACACGAAACGCACACCUCGCUUUUGCAAUCUGCAUCGUGUAGUAUUCAACGACGCGGUAGUUUUCUGCGCAUCUACCUUGCGCACAAGUGGCUUUAGAUGAUUAAUUUCUUCGUUAGUGGAGAGUUAGUGUCACUGCUCACUGUAGUGCUAAGCUUAUGAUCGAUGAAUCAACCAUUGGCGAUGUGACGUUCUAUGAAUCGUUCUAUACGUAACUUGUUCACUCUGAUUAGAUUUGUUGUUGGUUCGUCUUUGUUAGGAGGAAUACAAUGUCUUGCUAAUAAUUUGAUUCAGAGUGUAUUUCUAGGCACUUGUUACAUAUAUUUAUUUACACCGAUACAUUCACGACGAACGUGCAAUACCAGUACUAUGAAAUUGGUAUUAAUGGUAUAACACAUCAAUAGGGAACGAAGUCUGAUUAUUAGAAAGUAAGCAAUUGAAAUUGAUACAACGUAAAGUAAUUACUUUUAUCGAUUGAAUUUUCUUUGAUUCAUUCAGAAUAGCGUCGAUGUCUGCUGGAUAUUAUACGGA